Messenger RNA from Lathyrus oleraceus (garden pea), 522 nucleotides. RefSeq lists its product as uncharacterized. The coding region runs from base 1 to 522 and encodes 173 amino acids. NCBI's taxonomy places the organism in Eukaryota, Viridiplantae, Streptophyta, Magnoliopsida, Fabales, Fabaceae. The transcript has a single exon. The record is from RefSeq and is a predicted model, not a curated record.
AUGUAUGUCACUGAAUUUCAAAAGCGAGGAUUGCCGCAUGUGCAUAUGUUGUUGGUCUUAGAAAUUAACGAUAAGUUGCGUGACCCAAAAGAUUAUGAUAGUAUGGUAAGCGCAAAAAUACCUAAAUUAGAAUGUGAACCACAGUUGCAUGAAGCUGUUGUAAGACAUAUGAUCCACGGACCUUGCGGCAUAAUCAACCGAAAGUCUCCAUGUAUGAAAGACGGACAUUAUAAAAAAAGGUAUCCCAAACAAUUCUUGGAUGAAACACGUCAAGGCACUGACUCAUAUCCCGAGUAUAGGAAAAGGUUUGAUGAGUCUGUAUCGUUAGGUAAAGAUAGGUCUGUCGAUAAUAGAUGGGUGGUUCCUUAUAACCCUUGGUUACUGUUAAAGUAUGACUGUCACAUCAAUAUAGAGAUUUGCAGUAGCAUUAAAAGUAUCAAGUAUCUAUACAAAUAUGUGUACAAGGGCCCUGAUCGUGUGGCUAUGGAGGUUCAUACAGGAUCAUACAUGGAUGAAGUUUAG